This is a messenger RNA of Ananas comosus (pineapple), 1193 nucleotides long. RefSeq names its product SKP1-like protein 1A. Gene Ontology annotation, molecular function: cullin family protein binding. The transcript has 2 exons. Gene Ontology annotation, biological process: SCF-dependent proteasomal ubiquitin-dependent protein catabolic process. Gene Ontology annotation, cellular component: nucleus; cytoplasm. NCBI's taxonomy places the organism in Eukaryota, Viridiplantae, Streptophyta, Magnoliopsida, Poales, Bromeliaceae. The coding region runs from base 122 to 859 and encodes 245 amino acids. The record is from RefSeq and is a predicted model, not a curated record.
AUGAAUUGCCGUCUCUCAAGUCCCUCUAAAUUCUAAUCCAACCGAGAGAGAUCCAGUCAUCCAGAGAGAGAAAUAUCUAGAGAGAUCUAGAGAGAGCGAGCUCGCUCCCUGGAGCACGACAAUGGCGGGGUCGUCGAAGGAGAUGGAGAAAGUGCUGCUGAGGACGGCGGACGGGGGCUCGUUCGUUGUGUCGAGGUGUGUGGCCGCGGCGAUGGUGGCGAUCAGCUGCGAGGUCGAGGCUGGGGAGGGGGAGAGGGAAGGGGGGAUCCUCGUCCCCAACGUGACCCGCCCCGUCCUCGCCAAGAUCCUCCGAUUCCUCCACAUCCAUGUCGAGAUGGCGCCCAGCCUCUACCCCAUCACCCUCGAGAGGUUCGACAAGGAGUUCCUCAACGUUAGCGUGGACUUCCUCUACCACAUCCUCCUGGCUGCAUACCAUCUCAAGAUUGUGAGCCUCCGGGACCUCGUCUGCCAAAAAGUGGCUGAUAUGAUGAAGGGAAAGAGCAUCGACGAAAUCCGGACCACCUUCAAUAUCCCGAACGAGUAUACCGCUGAGGAGAUGGCAAAAAUCACGAAGAAGUACCCGUGGAUUUUUGACCAACAGCUUGACGAUGAGAAAGGGAUAAGUGUGGAGAAGGACAAAAACAUCGAGAAUGAGGGGACGAGUAAGGGGAAGCACAAACGCACCGCUGAUGAGCUUGGGAGUGUAGAGAAGGACAACCACAUUGAGAAUAAGAAGGGGACAAAUAGGGAGGAGGAGAUCCACGUCGAGAGUAAGGAGGGGGCGAGUACAGGGAAGGACAAACAGAUUGAGGACAAGGAGGAGCGAGAGGGAGCACGGAGAAGGAGACAUUCAGAAUAAGGAGGGGGUGAGUCUGGAGAAAGACAAACCCAUUGAGAACAAGGAGAAUGGAGGAAGUUUGCAGGGGAUAAAGGAAUGAACAAGGGAAGCAAUGUAACGCAAGGUGAUGCAUCAAAGCAUUUCAGAGUCGUUUUAUUGGCCUUCAUGUACCUGUGAAUAGGGUCAGUAGCUAACACCGUAAGAGGAUUAUUACACAGCGAACUUACUCAAGAUGCCGGGCUUGUAGAGAUCUAACAACACAUCAUUCAAUUUGGAGCACUGAAAUGAUUUCCACUUGCUUGGUUUUUUUCCACAAUUUUCAUGAAAAAAGUUUGAAAAAUAGCAAAUUUGUGUC